AUGAGAACUUGUGCUGGUACUGGUGAUCUAUCCCCGUCUCUAAUUUUGACUUCACGCAGAGUCCAAGAGCCAUCAGGGUUGAGCAUUUACAUAAUCGCAUGCAAUGGUAUCAACUUUCUCUAUCAACUCUCACUAGCAGAGUUGAUAUUGAGCCUUUUAGGACGGUUUAUGAUCGCGGGCUCGCUACCCGGUCAUGACAGAAUAUCAACUCUAACGGGUCAGACGUUCGAUUCACGGCUCUCACCUUAUGUGUGGGGUUUCACCCUGAGCUCAGGUUUCAUCCUGAGAGGUUGGUCUGGGGUCGCCAACCAUCCCAUGGUCGAAUCGGAGGAUUCGACGUUCCUAGUUCCUAGUUCGAGUUCCGAGAGCGUGGAUACCUGCCGAGGGUACCUGACUUGCAAACCCACAGGCUUGGGGGGGCCUGCCGGGGUUUGGGGUUCAGAAGUACUGCUGUCGAGACGCCAGCUUCCCUGA
Messenger RNA from Tremella mesenterica DSM 1558, 474 nucleotides. RefSeq lists its product as uncharacterized. The transcript is spliced from 4 exons. The coding region runs from base 1 to 474 and encodes 157 amino acids. NCBI's taxonomy places the organism in Eukaryota, Fungi, Basidiomycota, Tremellomycetes, Tremellales, Tremellaceae. The record is from RefSeq and is a predicted model, not a curated record.